AUGCCUCCAGCCAGACGCUCCACCCGCACCUCAUCCUCCUCCAACGCCGCCCCAUACUCCCGUACUAACCGACGCGCCAGUCCCUCCUCGUCGCGCCCUUCGGCAUCCAUAGCACGGCCAGCCAACGGCAAGACCUCCCUCCGCCUCACCGUCAAAGCAGCACCCAGCAAGCUCCGUCAAGCAACGUCCGGGUCCGCGCCUAUACCUCCCAAUCCAUAUGCCGACAACCCGAGCGAGAGCGAUGCUACCCCAGCGCCGGCAACACGAACUGCUCGCACGACCAGGAAUCCGCGGACUGUAGUGGAGCCGGAAUCGGACGAGGACGAGGAUGAAGAUGCCGCUGGGGAGAAUGAGAGGCAAGAUCGGGAUGAGGAUAUGGAGGAUGUAGAUCAGGAGAUAUUGGCGAACGAGGACAGCGAGGAUGACGACGAAGAUGCAGAGGGAGAAGAUGAUGAGGAAGAUGUGGACGACCAUCCUCCACCUCCGAUCAUCAAGCAGAAUCACCCGUCAGGCCAGGUCAAGCCGAAUGUCACAGUCACAGCUCCCCAAGAAGGACCAAUGAAGUCAGUGGAGGACAAAGAAAUGGACGACGAUGACGAGGAAUUAUCUGAACUCGACUCGAACGAGGAUGCAGAAGGCGAGGAGGACGAGGAAGAAGACGACAGCGACGAGGACGAAGACAAUUCUCGCAGCGCGACUCCCGAUCUCAGCAAGCUCACUCGGCGACAGCGAGGUGUCUACGAAGAAGAGCCAGAAUCCAGCCUCAUGGCUCUUUCAAACGAAGCGCAGAAGAAGAAGCACCUUACCGAUGCAGAGCAGGACAUGCGGCGCCAGGAGAUGGCGAGGCGACGGAAGAAUCUGUCUGAGAAGCGGAAUGAGGAGGAGAAGAUGGACACCAUAAACAAACUCCUCAAGAAGCCCGCUCCCAAACGCCGUACCAGAGCCGAGAUCAUCGCACAGCAGCACGCUGAUGCGAUGGCGACGCCUGGAGCAGAAGAUGGCGAGGAGGAGCGGCCGGAUCCGCUGUAUGUGCGGUGGGUCAACACGAAGGAGGGGAGUAGGAUUGGGGUGCCGGAGGAGUGGUUGGAAGCGCCGGUGGGGGAGAUGUUUAGUAGACCUGUUGCAUCGCUGGGGUCUGGACGUAUGGUGGAGGAGGUUGCGUAG
Messenger RNA from Saxophila tyrrhenica, 1164 nucleotides. RefSeq lists its product as uncharacterized. The transcript has 2 exons. The coding region runs from base 1 to 1164 and encodes 387 amino acids. Gene Ontology annotation, cellular component: Ino80 complex. The record is from RefSeq and is a predicted model, not a curated record. NCBI's taxonomy places the organism in Eukaryota, Fungi, Ascomycota, Dothideomycetes, Mycosphaerellales, Extremaceae. Gene Ontology annotation, biological process: chromatin remodeling.